AUGUCCGCACGAGAGACCUCACCCCCUCCUCACGCCCGUCCCGGGCAGACUUCUGACGAAGAUCACCGAACAAGAAGACUUCUGCGUUGGGUUUUCGCCCAAAAGAACAUUGACGAGAUCCGCGGACACCCCGACAGGGUCCUAGCGCUCAUAGAUGAGUUUAGCAAGGAUGAACGCAUGAUGACCGUCGGCCAAGCAAAGGGCAAGUACGUUCUAGAUCUGAUCAACGAAGUGAAGCCAGAAACCAUGAUUGAGCUUGGCUGCUUCGUGGGCUACUCUGCCAUCCUAUUUGGUGACGCUUGUCGUCGCAACGGUGGAAAGCGAUACCUCAGUCUCGAGUUGAACCCAGAAUGGGCAGCCGUUGCCAACAUGCUCAUUGAACUUGCGGGUCUGCGAAGCUUCGUCACGGUCCUCGUCGGCCGCAGCGACGUGACUCUCGACAAACUCUACCAGACAGGCGAUGUCAAGAAGAUCGAACUGCUCUUCAUUGAUCACUACAAGCCGGCUUACCUUACAGACGUCAAGCUUUGCGAACAUCACGGCAUGAUCGUGCCAGGCUCCGUGCUGGCUGCUGACAAUGUCCUCUGGCCGGGUAACCCGCCAUAUUUGGAAUAUGUCCGGAGCACUGUUGAGCAGAAGCGAGAGGCAGCGAAGCAGGGUCCUGAAAAGGGAUACAAGACGGACGGCAUGCUUGAGCGUUCGGUGAACUCCUUCAUGCCUGAGGGUGAUGUGCCGUUCCUCGAGACGGUCGGGAACCCCAAUCUCGUUUACCAGAGUGAACUUAAGCAACCGGAAGGACAUCGGGAUGCAAUUGAAGUGACGCGAUGUGUUGGAGUGCAGGAAGCAUAG
Molecule: messenger RNA, 849 nt
Organism: Penicillium odoratum
Lineage: Eukaryota; Fungi; Ascomycota; Eurotiomycetes; Eurotiales; Aspergillaceae
Product: O-methyltransferase
Exons: 3
Coding region: 1-849 (282 amino acids)
Molecular function (GO): O-methyltransferase activity
Source: RefSeq, a predicted model, not a curated record